Messenger RNA from Cooperia oncophora, 435 nucleotides. The record is from the annotation of a GenBank genome assembly. Lineage: Eukaryota; Metazoa; Nematoda; Chromadorea; Rhabditida; Trichostrongylidae.
AUGACUGACAUGGCUUCGACAUCCGCUGGAGCGCUACGAGCGCUAGCUAUGGAAUUGAAGAACAUCGAGUCCCAGCCACUAGAAGGUUUCACCAUUUCGGCCAGCGAUGACAAUUUAAGUUCGGUUCUGACUGGAGGAUAUUUUAAAGCUGUGAUACGUUUUCCGCCAAAUUACCCCUACUCACCGCCAUCAAUGAAAUUUCUCACCAAAGUUUGGCAUCCUAAUGUUUAUGAGAAUGGCGAUCUUUGCAUUAGCAUCCUUCAUCCUCCAGUUGACGAUCCACACAGUGGCGAGUUACCUUGCGAAAGGUGGAACCCAACCCAAAGCAUGACGAUAUGUAUGACUAUGGAGAGGACGAAAGUGACGACGACGGUGAUUAUGCUGAAGAGGACGAGGACAGCGGACAAGGCGAAAACUAACAUGAAGAAUUUAUAG